Penicillium pulvis is the source of this 1929-nucleotide messenger RNA. RefSeq names its product S53 family peptidase. Gene Ontology annotation, molecular function: serine-type endopeptidase activity; tripeptidyl-peptidase activity. The record is from RefSeq and is a predicted model, not a curated record. Lineage: Eukaryota; Fungi; Ascomycota; Eurotiomycetes; Eurotiales; Aspergillaceae. The transcript has 5 exons. Gene Ontology annotation, biological process: proteolysis. Bases 1 to 1929 code for a protein of 642 amino acids.
AUGAAGUCAUCCAUUCUGUUCCUGGGAGCCACCGCAGUCGGUGCCUUGGCUGUCCCUGCGCCCUAUGGCCAUGCUGUGCAUGAGCGACGGGACUUCAUUCCAACAUCCUGGACUGAGGAGAGACGCCUGGAUGCGUCAACCUUGCUUCCUGUUCGAAUCGGAUUGACCCAGUCAAACCUGAACUAUGGAAAUGAGCUUUUGAUGGAGAUGUCGGACCCAUCCUCAAGUCGCUAUGGAAAGCACAUGUCGGCACCCGAGGUGCACGAUUUGUUUGCGCCCAGUGACGAGAGCGUCGAUUCCGUCCGUUCAUGGCUGGAGUCAUUCGGCAUUGCCAAGGACCGAAUCUCACAAUCUGUGAAUAAACAAUGGAUUCAAUUUGAUACUGGUACCGAUGAACUCGAGAAGUUGCUACACACCGAGUACUAUAUUUACUCUCAUGCUGACACGGGCCGGUCACACGUGGCUUGUCGCGAGUAUCAUGUUCCCCACUCGGUGCGUGAUCAUAUCGAUUACAUCACUCCCGGUAUCACCCUGCGCGAGGUGACAAGCGUUGGGAAAGCCAGUAACAAGAUUCAAAGGCGUUCGAACGGCCUGCUGCCAAUCCUGGAACCUAUCCUAAUGCCGAUCGAGGAGAUCCUGAACAAUGUCUUGCAAUUCUGCGAUCUUGCUGUCACGCCUCAGUGUAUCAAGGAAAUGUACAACAUCACCGCCGGAACAACAGCUACAAAGGGAAAUGAAUUAGGUAUCUUCGAAGGUGUUGGUGAUGUCUACGCUCAGGAGGAUCUGAACCUGUUCUUCGCCACUCUGGCCAGUGAUAUCCCAAGUGGGACUCAUCCAAUAUUGAAAGCAGUCGACGGAGCCAAGGCACCAACCUCGUUGCUGAACGCAGGCGCUGAAUCCGACCUUGACUUCCAAAUCUCUUACCCACUCAUCUGGCCGCAGAACUCCAUUCUCUUCCAGUCAGACGACAUGGUCUAUGAAGACAACUACACAUUCACCGGUUUCCUCAACACAUUCCUGGAUGCUAUUGAUGGCUCAUACUGCGACGAAAUCUCCCCACUGGAUCCCUCUUAUCCCGAUCCCCAAGAAGGUGGCUACAAGGGAUCCCUGCAAUGCGGCGUCUACGACCCACCAAAUGUCCUCUCAAUCUCAUACGGAAUGUCAGAAGCUGACUUGCCCAUCUUGUACCAACGACGCCAGUGCAACGAGAUCAUGAAGCUCGGCAUGCAAGGCGUCUCCGUCAUAGUUGCAUCUGGUGACUCGGGCGUAGCAGGACGCGAUGGCGACCCUACACCAAGCAACUGCUUAGGUGAAUCAGGCAAGGUCUUCGCUCCUGACUUCCCAGCGACUUGUCCCUACAUGACCGCAGUUGGAGCGACCUAUCUUCCUCCCGGGGCGAAGAUUCAGGACCACGGGGAGGUUGCAGUGACUCGCUUCCCAUCUGGUGGUGGCUUCAGUAACAUCUACCAGCGACCUAGCUGGCAGGCUCAGGCUGUGACGGACUAUUUCUCCAAGGCUAAGCCGGAUUACCCAUAUUACGAGAGCGUUAAUAACAACAGCUUCGGUGCUAAUGGUGGUAUCUACAACCGAAUUGGUCGUGGGUACCCCGACGUCUCCGCCGUAGGUGACAAUGUUAUCAUUUACAACAAAGGCCUGCCUACCUCGAUUGGUGGCACAUCUGCUUCAGCACCUGUCUUCGCCUCGAUUCUUACUCGGAUCAAUGAGGAGAGAUUGGCUGCAGGAAAGUCCACUGUCGGAUUCGUGAAUCCCACUCUCUAUGCCAACCCGGGUGCCUUUUUCGAUGUCACCACGGGUAAUAACUCUGGGUGCGGUACUGCUGGCUUCUAUGCUGCCGAGGGCUGGGAUCCCGUGACGGGACUAGGUUCUCCUAACUACCCGGCGCUGUUGAAGGUGUUCAUGGAUCAGUGA